Molecule: messenger RNA, 923 nt
Organism: Phycodurus eques (leafy seadragon)
Lineage: Eukaryota; Metazoa; Chordata; Actinopteri; Syngnathiformes; Syngnathidae
Gene: prdx6
Product: peroxiredoxin 6
Biological process (GO): cellular oxidant detoxification; cell redox homeostasis
Cellular component (GO): cytosol; mitochondrion
Molecular function (GO): peroxiredoxin activity
Source: RefSeq, a predicted model, not a curated record
CAGUUUCACGGGGCAAGCGGACUUCCGGGUUUGUUUUGCGUGAGGGGGUUGAUCGUCCACCCGCGCAGCAACUUCUCUUACCCAGGCGUGGAUCUCCAAAGAAGAGCCGAACAUGCCUGGAAUUCUGCUGGGUGACGAGUUCCCCAAUUUCGAGGCUGACACCACCAUCGGCCGGAUUAAGUUUCACGACUUCCUGUCAAACUCAUGGGGCAUCUUGUUCUCCCACCCGAAGGACUUCACCCCGGUGUGCACCACCGAGCUGGCGUGCGCCGCCAGCCUCAGCGACAAGUUCGCCAAGCGUGGCGUCAAGAUGAUCGCCUUGUCGGUGGACAACGUGGAGGAUCACCGCGGAUGGAGCAAGGACGUGAUGGGGUUUAACAAUCAGGCUUCGAAUCCUCUGCCCUUUCCCAUCAUUGCUGACAAAAAGAGGGAGCUGGCCACCAAGCUGGGAAUGCUGGACCCCGACGAGAUCGACGGCGAUGGCAUCCCGCUCACCGCUCGUUGUGUGUUUGUGAUCGGGCCCGACAAGAGGCUGAAGCUGUCCGUUCUCUACCCGGCAACCACGGGGCGGAACUUUGACGAGCUGCUGCGCGUUAUCGACUCGCUGCAGCUCACCGCGCAGAAGAAGGUGGCCACGCCCGUCGAUUGGAAGCCCGGAGACAAAGUCAUGGUGCAUCCCAACGUCUCAGACGCCGAGGCGGCAACUCUCUUCCCCAACGGCAUCACCACAAAAGAGUUGCCUUCUGGGAAAAAAUACCUGCGCUACACUCAGCUCUGAAGACUGCGCCUCUCUAUAUUAGGACACCAAUAAAAAUAGUGCACAGUCAAAAAACAAGCAUAAAAUACUACACAGCAACAAUAAACACAGAAUUAGUGCCUUUUGUAACAUUCCAUAAUAAACUUUCCACUUAAUUUCAAAAUGA